This is a messenger RNA of Tinamus guttatus (white-throated tinamou), 1107 nucleotides long. RefSeq names its product solute carrier family 10 member 2 (gene SLC10A2). Gene Ontology annotation, molecular function: bile acid:sodium symporter activity. Gene Ontology annotation, cellular component: apical plasma membrane. The record is from RefSeq and is a predicted model, not a curated record. NCBI's taxonomy places the organism in Eukaryota, Metazoa, Chordata, Aves, Tinamiformes, Tinamidae. Gene Ontology annotation, biological process: bile acid and bile salt transport.
AUGCAGACAUACCGUCUUUUCCAGCAAUUUAAGGCUAGUUCUUUGAAUGAAAACUCCAGUGUCUGUCCACCAAAUGCCACUAUUUGCAAUGGCACAUCUUGUGUGUUAGCUGAGGACAAUUUUAACCAAAUUCUGAACACGGUACUGAGUACUGUUCUAACAAUCUUGCUGGCUCUGGUGAUGUUCUCCAUGGGCUGUAAUGUGGAAUUUAAAAAAUUUUUAAAUCAUAUAAAAAAACCUUGGGGCAUUUUUGUGGGCUUCCUUUGCCAGUUUGGGAUUAUGCCUCUUGUAGGCUUCGUGCUGUCGUUGGCCUUUGAUGUGCUUCCUGUUCAAGCGGUUGUGGUGAUGAUCAUGGGAUGCUGCCCGGGUGGAACGGCCUCCAACAUCAUUGCCUACUGGGUGGAUGGUGACAUGGACCUAAGCAUCAGCAUGACAACUUGCUCCACUCUGCUUGCAAUGGGGAUGAUGCCCCUUUGUCUCUUUCUUUAUACCAAGAUGUGGACAGCCACCGGCUCAAUCGUACUCCCCUACGACAGCAUCGGAAUUUCACUGGUAGCUCUCGUAGUUCCUGUUUCAGUUGGGAUUUUUGUUAACCACAAAUGGCCCAAGAAAGCAAAACUCAUACUUAAGGUUGGUUCCAUUGCUGGAGCAAUCCUCAUUAUACUCAUAGCUGUGGUUGGAGGAAUACUGUACAAAGGCUCCUGGGUUAUCUCCCCUAAAUUAUGGAUCAUUGGUACCAUAUUUCCAGCAGCUGGAUAUUCUCUGGGGUUCUUUCUGGCUCGCAUAGCUGGUCUGUCUUGGCACAGGUGUCGAACGGUGUCUCUGGAAACAGGCAUGCAGAACACUCAGCUGUGUACGACCAUCAUACAGCUCUCCUUCAGUACUGAGCAACUUGAACUGAUGUUUGCUUUCCCACUCAUCUACAGCAUUUUCCAGAUAGCAUUUGCAGUAAUAAUUCUAGCAGGCUACCGUAUUUAUAUAAGAUGCCAGGGCAAAACGAAGACAGAUGAUGUGAAAACAGAAGAGAAAAAAGAAGAAGAAAAAUCAAAAUCAUCAUCGUCACAUGCUGCAACAAAUGGAGGAUUUGUAUCAAAUGAGACCAAAUAG